This is a messenger RNA of Falco peregrinus (peregrine falcon), 3028 nucleotides long. RefSeq names its product transmembrane protein 158 (gene TMEM158). NCBI's taxonomy places the organism in Eukaryota, Metazoa, Chordata, Aves, Falconiformes, Falconidae. Bases 309 to 1199 code for a protein of 296 amino acids. The record is from RefSeq and is a predicted model, not a curated record. Gene Ontology annotation, molecular function: peptide binding. The transcript has a single exon.
CACCUCGGGGCGCGGCAGCGGGGCCGGGCGCACGGCUCCUCCCGCCGGGGCGCUGCCGGGCCGGGCCGGGCCGGGGGCGGAGGAGGCAGGGAAGGGGGGAGCCGCUGCCGUCACCGAGGCUCCCGGCUCGCUCGCCUCGCCGCCGCGGCAGCCCCAGCCCCGCUCCCACCCCCUCGCCUGCCCCCACCCUCUCUCCCUUUCUCUCGCUCUCGGCGAGAGCAGUGUGCCUCCCUUCCCAGAUGGCAGCCGGCAGCGCCAUGCAGCCUCCCGUUCCUCCUCCUCCUCCUCUCCGGCUCUAAGUUAAUGCCAUGCUGCCGCUGCUCCUCCCGGCACUGCUGGCCGCCUGCCUGCCGCCCUGCCAGGGCUGGAGCCCCUCGGCGGCUGCCGGCGGGCAGGACGAGCAGGAGCAAGAGCUCUUCUUGCCGCCUGUCAACUCCUCCUCCCGCUCCCUGGCCAGCCUCGAGAUGGACCUCGACGGGGCAGCAAGCAAGGAGGACGGCAGCACCGCCAGCCCGGGCACGCCGGCUGCCCCUGGCCAGGAGCCUUUCCCUUCCGCUCCCACCUCCUCCGGGCAGCAGCAGCAGCAGCGUCCCCAGCCGCAGGGGCAGCCGCAGCCCGCCGAGGACCCGCACUGCAAUAUCAGCGUGCAGCGGCAGAUGGUGAGCUCGCUGCUGGUGCGCUGGAGCCGCCCGCUGGGCAUCCAGUGCGACCUCCUGCUCUUCUCCACCAACAGCCACGGGCGUGCCUUCUUCUCCGCCGCCUUCCACCGCGUGGGGCCGCCGCUGGUCAUCGAGCACCUGGGGCUGGCGGCCGGCGGCGCCCAGCAGGACUUGCGCCUCUGCGUGGGCUGCAGCUGGGUGCGGGGCCGCCGGGUCGGGCGCCUGCGGGGCGCCGCGCCGCAGGCCGCCGCCUCCGCGCUCUCCUACCCGCCGCCGGCGGAGCCCGGCCAGUACUGGCUGCAGGGGGAGCCGCUCAAUUUCUGCUGCCUGGAUUUCAGCCUGGAGGAGCUGAAGGGCGAGCCGGGCUGGCGGAUGAACCGCAAGCCCAUCGAGUCCACCUUGGUGGCUUGUUUCAUGACUCUGGUCAUCAUCGUGUGGAGCGUGGCCGCCCUCAUCUGGCCGGUGCCCAUCAUCGCCGGCUUCCUGCCCAACGGCAUGGAGCAGCGCCGCAGCACCGCCGCCGCCGCCGCCGCCAAGUAGCCUCUCCCGGUGGCACCCCCCGGUCCCUUCUCCUCGUCGUGCGGGGCGAGGGGCGCGGGCGGCCGCCCCCCGCCGGGCCGGGCUCUGUCGUGGUUCUUGUUCGUGUCACAGGGGCGCGGCGGGCGGGCGCGGGGGGCGCGCGGCCCCUCAGAGCCCGGCCCGCCCUGAGGGGAGCAGCUCCGCCGCGGGCCACCAGGCCUGCGUGCUCGUUUUGUACCUUUAAUACCCGUUUUAAACGAACCUUUUAGUAAAAAAGAAAAAAAAAAGGAAAAAAAGAGAAAGUCCUUCCCCCAUCAACGCAGGAAAUAGAAGACCUUCCCAUUCAACCGCAGUUGUCGUAGUCGGAGUAGCUUUUUUUGUAUAUGAAUACUGUUUGAGUGGGGUUUUUUCUUUAUUUACAGAAAGGGAAGUGUCGUUUUGGCAGGAUGGCAAACUGAAGCAGUAUAUAUAUUGUUAUUGCUGAAGCUGAACUUUAACGAAUCUUUUACACUGUAUUUCCCAGUUGAGAUAGUGUGUAUUUAUUAUUGUAGCUUGGCGUUACUUGGCUUUUAAUACAGAGGUUUUCCUUCUGGAGCCACCGUAUCCUUUUGUCGGUCUGUUUCUGCCAGGGUGGAACGGAGGGCUUGGCAGGCCUCCCCGCCUGCAAACCCACCGCCAAGCUCCUCUUUCCCCGCGGGAUGGUGUUACCAGGGCUCUUGGUAGAAAAAAGGGGAAUACCAAACCCUUUCUGAAUGGUGCUUGCCCUGUCCGUACAGCGAUUUGGGUCUAUGUACCUGCACCAAGGUUGGGUGGGAUGGGAUGGGGAACAUGUCCGUGCCAGAGAUCCUCCAAGCUGAUUUACUCCACACAGCUCCACAGACUGUGGCUUUCUCCUCUGAGGUCGGGUUGGUUUGGUCCUGGGAAGAUGAGGCCUGCUCUUUGAGACAUGUUAAAAGCAAGUCUGUUGACUUCCACUGAGUGCAUUCCUCCAAAACAGCUCGGAUGCAGUGUAUUUGUUGGAGGCAUGGUAAUACCAUACCUCUUGUUUCACUUACCAGUCCACAGGGUUGCUCCCAGAAAGCCUGUGGGGUGGAGAGAAGGCAGGAGCUGCUGGUCCAGAACUAGAUGACGGCUGCUGUUGUGCGAGCAUGCAGAGAAGAAAGAUUUGCAAGAUUUCUUCUUUCUUGUUCGAGCAAACAGUUGCAUAGCCUGAAGUAUCGCUUGUUGUAUACUUCCAGCUGUUUAACUUUGUAAGAAGUUGUUUCAUUUGCUUUAGACAUAGUUAGUCCAGCUGAAGUUUCUGAAACAAAAAUGUCAGCUAAGUGGGAAAGAUUUGCAAUUGGAAUUCUCAUUCCUUUGUGAACAUCAAUGUAUUUAAUUUGUUAGGAACACAUGAACUCACCCGGGGUGUAAUUUGGUGUUAUUUGUAAUGUUGUUUUCUUCCCUAUGGUUUGGUGGAAAUGACUGGAUGAAAAGUCUGGAAGGAUUAAAUUCUUAGGAUUCCUAUUUUUUUAAAUGGAGAACAAAAUAAAAUAAAUGCGUGCUCUGUGUGUGUGCUAACUGGGAAAAAAAAUGCAGAGGGGAAAAGAUUGAAAAAUGGCAGAAAUAAAUCAAGAUUUUAAAAUGUUCCAUGUUACUGGGCUACCUCUACACCCACUGUUUCGUCUGUUGAUCUUAAUGGGCAUGUCACUUGGGUAAACACUGCAGUAGUGUUAGUUUUCAGAGUAGGGGAUCCAGUCACUGUGAGAAAUGUUCAUUUGACCUGUUGAUCCAAAGGGCACCUUCCCCUGUACGCUUAGUUUACAAAGUCCAACUUUUCUUUCCUUGAUGUGAAAAACAUGGUGUCAUGU